AUGGAGCAAGACGACCUCACAGCCUCUCACUGGGAUGACGUAAUAACGCCAGGCUCUGUGUCCAUAUUUGGCAAUUUGAAUUCAAGCACCAUUCAUACUCCCAACAAUCUUAAUAACGAGUUCAAUGAUUUACAUAUAGGCAGAGAUGCCGAAGAAGAAGACGAGGACGAAGAAGAAGAAGUCCAGGCAUCUCGUUAUGAUGACGAAGACCAUCCAGUUAAUGAUCAAUCGGUGGAUCAUAUCAAACAAGCUGAGUUAGAACAAUUGAAUGAAUUGAAGAAGGAAGAACGUAAUGAACAUAAGAACAGUCUUUUAUCCGAAUUAACCAAUGGCGCAGAUGCAGAGGAUCUGUUGUUAGCCUCUUCAUCUAUUGUCACGCCCAAGAAGGUCAAUCCUUCCGAGUCGUUGUUCAACGUGAAGGAUAGCCCCAUAAAAUUCGAACCAACUCCAAAAACAAACGAAGGCAAAGGCAAGAAAACCUUGAACACCAAAAAUAGUCAAGCAUACCGUGCCAACCCAAGGUCCAGAAAGCACAGUUCCAAGUCCAUUAUAAAGCACUUGGAUGCCAGAAAACUAAACAAAGAAGAGAUAGUUCCGGCCAAUUCCAAUCCUUUGGGCCCCUUAGAUUCGGAGGAUGGAAGAUCCAACGACCUUAGCUCCAUCAAGUCCAACAACAAAGCGGAACAACUUGUGCAAGAAGCAAAUGCCCCAUUGUACGAGCUUCCCAAGAACGACCAACCAGAGCUCACCAACCCCCCCGUUCUAGUUGAAAGAGCUAAGCCUAACGAGCCAGAGGAAACCAACCACGCAGCAAACCGCUUGGAUAUUAUUGUUAGUGAUCCAAUGAAGGUAGGUGAUAUUACUACCGCUCACAUAGUCUACAAUAUAAAGACAAGGAACAAAAAUACGAGUCCAGAAAGUUUACCAGUCACACCAGAACCCAUCACAGUGGCAAGAAGGUACAAGGAUUUCAGGUGGAUAUACCAUCAGUUGCAAAACAACCAUCCUGGAAGAAUCAUCCCACCACCUCCAACCAAGCAAACAUACAUUGGAAGAUUCAAUGAAAACUUCAUUGAGAAUAGGCGACUUUCUCUUGAGAAGAUGCUCAGCAAAAUCAGCAAUGUUCCUGUGUUGAGCAAUGAUCCUGACUUCGUGAUGUUCUUGAUCAGUGAGGAUUUUGCCAACGAAUCCAGAGAAAGAGAAAGGCAGAGUGGUUCUGCUGCGUCGUUGCAGAACAACGACUCGUUGGAUAAUGACAAAGAUGACGAUUCCAGCUUGUCUGGAAGCACAAGUAGCAAUAUGUCUGCACCAAUAAUCAGUGGUGGCGGGUUCAUGACCUCGCUUUUUUCCAUUUCAACUAAGGUGUCAGAGCCAGAUGAUUAUUUCAUCGAGAAGAAGCAGUACAUCGACGAGUUGGAGCAUAACUUGAGGAACUUCUACCGGGCAAUUGAAUUGAUUGGUACGCAGAGAAUGGAUUUGAUUGGGAUUUUGGAUGAAAUCUCACUUGCAUUGGAUGAGUUGGCAGAGUUGGAGAUACUGAAGACCACCAGCGAGUUGUUGAGUGCAUUCAGCGAGGUCCAAUUGAAGCUCAAGGAAAACCUUGACAGAAUUAACCUCCAGGACCAAUUAACGUUGGGCUUCACCAUCGAGGAGUACUUGAGGAUAAUCGGGUCCAUCAAGUUUGUGUUUGAAACACGGACGAAGGUGUACCAGCAAUAUCAUACGUUCAACCAGGACUUAAUCAAGAAGCAGGCCCAGUUGGACAAGCAAACGAGAAAGUACAAGAUGCAAGUGGACAAGAACAAUUUGUUGGCGUUCGAGGUGGACAAGUUGAAGCAAAAGACUGCAGUCUACGAGAAGCAGUUCAACACCAUCAGCGACACCAUCAAGUCGGAGGUGGCCAACUUUGAGUUUGGCAAGAUCGAGGACUUUAGGAAUAGCGUGGAGAUUUUCAUUGAGAGCUCGAUCGAAUCGCAAAAGGAGGCCAUUGAGUUAUACGAGACCUUCUACGAGCGCCAGAAUUUGGCUAGUGUAUAG
This is a messenger RNA of Suhomyces tanzawaensis NRRL Y-17324, 2037 nucleotides long. RefSeq names its product sorting nexin 1. NCBI's taxonomy places the organism in Eukaryota, Fungi, Ascomycota, Pichiomycetes, Serinales, Debaryomycetaceae. Gene Ontology annotation, cellular component: endosome. The record is from RefSeq and is a predicted model, not a curated record. Gene Ontology annotation, biological process: retrograde transport, endosome to Golgi; protein retention in Golgi apparatus. The transcript has a single exon. The coding region runs from base 1 to 2037 and encodes 678 amino acids. Gene Ontology annotation, molecular function: phosphatidylinositol binding.